Messenger RNA from Conger conger (European conger), 5170 nucleotides. It is a transcript of the gene ehmt2, whose product is annotated as euchromatic histone-lysine N-methyltransferase 2. Lineage: Eukaryota; Metazoa; Chordata; Actinopteri; Anguilliformes; Congridae. Gene Ontology annotation, cellular component: nucleus. The record is from RefSeq and is a predicted model, not a curated record. Gene Ontology annotation, molecular function: zinc ion binding; p53 binding; protein-lysine N-methyltransferase activity.
ACGCAAUAGCUCCAGACGCAAUCAUUGGACGAGGAAGGGAGGGGGACGUACGCUGACGCAGGGCACGUCAGCCUGUAACAAUUGCUUUUCUGUGGAACCCGGGGAGAACAUGUCGACGUCGGAACUGGCAGUCGAGGUGGCUCUCAAAGGGCACGGACCGUCCGAGGAUAAGGACGAGGAAGCCGAAUCGGAUGCGAGACGUGAUCCUAACCAAGCAGAUGCAGACGAGCCGUCCGGUGGCACAGUGACAGUUCCCCGGGAGGCGGAGCCUAUGGGGGGCAUGAUGUCACUGCUGAAGGAGGGGAAGAGUGGCGAGGACGAGGAAAACGCGCCUAAAACCGCUAGCGCUAGCGCUAAAGGCCUCAGCGCUAAAGGCCUCAGCGGCCAUGCCACAAAGACCCUCCCUGCCUCAGCCCCGUCUGCUUCAUCUGCCUCCUCUUCCUCUUCUGUGGGCAGAGCUAAAAUGAGCGUUUCGGGUCCUGGAAGCAAACCUUUCCCCCCUUCUUCCUCUUCCUCCUCCUCCACCCCUCCCCCGACAGCGGCCCCCCCGCAGCCUAAAAUCCACCGUGCCCGCAAAACCAUGAACAGACCCCCUCCAACGCAGGUGAGAUGUUUAGAGUCACCUAUCGUGCCAGUUCAGCCCACGGAAUCCUUUACCUGCCCCCCACUGGACAGCAGUGCAGCUGCUGCAGCCAAGAGGAGAAAGGUGGGGUCUGACUCCAUAGCACCCCCUGUGGGGAACACGGAGAACUGCACUGUAGCUGAUAAAGAGCAGCCCGUCAAAGAAACUCCCCGGGCAGAGAGGGCGGGGCCAGCGCCUGAGCGGCACUCUGAUUGGAUGGAGGACUGGGAGGAGGAUGUGGGCGAGGAGGACUUCCGGCUCUUCUACAACGACUAUGCAGCCGACGGGAGAGGGGACUCCGAUAGCAAGUCUGGUGAUGGAGGGAUGGAGGAACAAGCCAGUGAAGGGGAAGGAGAGUCUGGGAAUCUGUCUGAGCGAAGCUCCGGCUCUGACCAGCAGGUUGGGGGAGGAGCCAAGCAGAAGGGGAGGAGUGAGUCGCCAUGGAUACAGCCGGGGCGGAGGAGGAGGCGGAGAGAGAGGGGGAGGGAAGCAGAGAUGGAAAUGGAGGGAGCAGUGUCGGAGCCGGUGGUGGUGGAGGGCGGGUCCAGUGAAUACACGGCAGUUCCUCUGGGCUCCCUGAACAUCGCUGCUGCAGACAGCCUCACUCUCUCCCCCCAGCACGGGGACAGUGAGAGUGGGGAGAUGGAGCGGCUGGAGGAGCUCCCACUCUGCAGCUGCCGGAUGGAGGCGCCUCGUGUGGACGGGCUGAGCGGCCCCGGCAACCGGCUCUGCAUGGCAACCGAGAGCGUCAACGGAGAGCUGGUGGGCUGUACCAACACCAUCGUGAAGGGGGAGACGAUGCGGCCGUCCAGCCGCGUGUCUCUCAUGGUGCUGUGUGAGAGCCAUCGCUCCCACAUGGUCAAACACCACUGCUGCCCGGGCUGCGGCUUCUUCUGCAUCACGGGCUCGUUCCUGGAGUGCUGUCCUGACCUGCGUAUCGCACACCGCUUCCGCGGCUGUGUGUCUGUCCUGGGGGGCGGCGGGGGGCGGGACCGCGGGCGGGGCCUGGGCGGCGGCCUGCUCUUCUGCCCCCACUGCGGCGAGGACGCCUCGGAGGCCCAGGAGGUCACCGUGCCGACCGUCUCCGCGGCGACCGUCGUCACGGCGUCCGCCUCCACCACCACCCCCUCCCUGCCCCCGCCCACCCCGGCCCCCCGGGAGAAGAGGCUCGUCGGGCCCCAGCAGGUGAGGGAGGAGAGGGGCCCUCUCUCUCUCUCUCUCAGUGCCCGUAUGCAGGGUCGUAGGGGAGGUGCGGGGGUGUGUGGAGCGCAGGCCCCGGGUUCGGGGGGGUCAGGGGGCGUGGAGGAUGUGGCCCCCCCAGGUGAGGGGGGCGUGGACAGUGUGGGCCCCUCCCUCUGCCUGCCCAAUGAGCCGGUGUGCCCGAGUGCCGUGCCUCCUGGGUCCAGCAGGGCGGCGCUGCAGAAGGCCAUUCUCACCCAGGACACCGAGAGGAGGAAGAAGUUGAGGUUCCACCCCCGCCAGCUCUACCCCGCCGCCAAACAAGGCGAGGUGCAGCGUGUCCUGCUCAUGCUCAUGGAGGGCAUUGACCCCCGCCUACAGGCCGACUCCCAGAAUCGCCGCUGUGCUCUCCACGCAGCUGCCCAGAGAGGCCUGCUGGAGGUCUGUUACCUGCUCAUACAGGCAGGCGCUAAAGUUGACGCCCAAGACAAGACCUUGAGGACCCCUCUGCUGGAAGCUAUUGUCCACAACCACAUAGAGGUGGUGCGAUACCUGAUACAGAGUGGGGCCUGUGUCUACCAAACCGAGGAGGACGGCUCCACAGGCCUACAUCACGCUGCUAAACUCGGCAACCUGGAGAUCGUCACUCUGCUGCUGGGGACGGGCCAGGUGGACAUUAACGCCCAGGACAGUGGGGGCUGGACACCCAUAAUCUGGGCGGCGGAGCACAAACACCUCCCUGUGAUCCGCGCGCUGCUCCACCGGGGGGCUGACGUCACUCUGAAGGACAAGGAGAUGAACGUGUGUCUGCACUGGGCCUCAUUCGCAGGCUGUGUGGAGAUCGCUGAGCUGGUGCUGAAUGCCGGCUGCCCUCUGACCUCUGUGAACCUGCACGGGGACACGCCCCUCCACAUCGCCUCCCGAGAGAGCUACCUGGACUGUGUCACGCUGUUCCUGUCUCGGGGGGCAGACAUCGACAUCAUGAACCGGGAAGGGGACACGCCCCUCUCCCUGGCGCGAUGUGAUUCGCCAGUCUGGGUGUCACUCCAGAUCAACAGGAAGCUGCGGAGGGGGAUAGCCAAUCGGGUCGUCCGUACGGAGAGGAUCAUCUGCAGUGAUGUGGCACAGGGGUAUGAGAACGUGCCGAUUCCCUGUGUGAACGGCGUGGAUGAGGAAGGCUGCCCCUCCGACUACAAGUACAUCUCAGAGAACUGCGAGACCUCAGCCAUGAACAUCGACCGCAACAUCACACACCUACAGCACUGCAGUUGCACAGAUGACUGCUCCUCCAGUAACUGCCUGUGUGGCCAGCUCAGCAUCCGCUGCUGGUAUGACAAGGACCGGCGGUUGCUGCAGGAGUUUAAUAAGAUUGAGCCGCCGUUGAUCUUCGAGUGCAACCUGGCCUGCUCCUGCUACCGCUCCUGCAAGAACAGGGUGGUGCAGGCCGGCAUCAAGGUGCGGCUGCAGCUCUAUCGCACAGAGAAGAUGGGUUGCGUGCGGGCGCUGCAGGACAUCCCCCAGGGCAGCUUCAUCUGCGAGUACGUGGGGGAGCUGAUUUCAGAUGCGGAGGCUGAUGUGAGAGAGGACGACUCCUACCUUUUUGACCUGGACAACAAGGACGGUGAGGUGUACUGCAUCGACGCCCGUUACUACGGCAACAUCAGCCGCUUCAUCAACCACCUGUGCGACCCGAACAUCAUCCCUGUGCGUGUGUUCAUGCUGCACCAGGACCUGCGCUUCCCCCGCAUCGCCUUCUUCAGCUCACGGGACAUCCUGAUGGGCCAGGAGCUGGGGUUUGACUACGGUGACCGUUUCUGGGACAUCAAGAGCAAGUAUUUCACCUGUCAGUGUGGCUCAGAGAAGUGCAAGCAUUCUGCAGAGGCCAUCGCCCUGGAGCAGAGCAGGCUGGCACGGCUGGAGGCCUGCCCGGAAUCUUUACCCGAACCUGGGCUGGCCGUGCUGGGAAACUCCUAGGUUUCUGCCUUUCCCAGGCCCAAGUCUGGUGGUUCCUUCUUGGCCUCAUCCAGUGUGUGUGUGUGUGUGUGUGUGUGUGUGUGUGUGUGUUUGUAUGUGUGUAUGUUUGUUGAAUGUGUCUUGUCUGUCAGCAGACUUUUUUUUAUUUUAUUUUUAUGUUUUUUAAUUUUCUUGUUUUGGGCAGAACGAUCCUGGAAUGAGAGGAAGUUUAGCCUGUUACGACGCAAAAAAAGGGCCUGCCCGUUUGUGCGAUCUUCGUUCCCAAGUUACGGUAUUUUCACUGUACUGUGUGCUGCUCCAGAUGCUGUAUGAUUCUGCAGUCCUACCGUCAUCUCUGCCUCUUAAAGGAUUAUUUGACUUGGUACCCAUUUUAUUAGCAUGGGGUGAAUUCCAGCUGUCCAUGCCGAAGGUCAACAGUGCGGCUUUAUGUCCCGUUUGCUUCCAAUUCACUCUUAAUUUAUUUUUGAGACCUGCCCGAAAGUAAUAGUUUUAAAGCGCACACUAACUACGGGGGGUAGUAGAUCGAUAAAAGAGAGUACUGGCGUGAAAUGUCCCGUGUCCUUUUUGUCAAAAGUUCUGUUAUUUUAACUACAAUGUAUUCUUGCACACGAUAACACACUCACAUGGGCGCAUGCAUUGAAACGGCUUGCUGUAUUUCUCACUGCAGCUAACCAAAACCUGAAACCAGAUCAUCAGUCCAGAAAUGCAGACUGUUUCACGUCAGUGCUAUCUUUUGCACUAUUUCAGUGAGGUCCCAAACAUGAAUGGGAGUGAAUUGGGAGCUGGACAAAUGGGAACGUGAUGUGGUUCAGAGUCAGCAGGGCCAGCUGAUGUUGCUAAUAUUCACUCCACGCAAAUUUAAUGUGGUAAUCUCUACAAAUGUACUUGUGUCAUACCAAAGUGAAAUAUCCCUUUAACUGCGGAAGUUUUGGUCGGAAAUGGGAGUCACGGAAUGCUAUGACAUGGUACGGAAUUCCCAUUGCCCGGGGGGACCUGACGGACCUGACUGACCUGUUGGACCUGCGACUCCACAGGGUCAUUUUGGCACAGGUUGAUGACAUCAUCCUGUCCUGUGGCCUACGCUAAACGCUGUUGUACGUAUCAGGCUGUGCUGCAGUGAGGCGACCCUUUUUAAACACCGAACCAUAGCAUGACAUACCAUCUGGCACUGCACCCUGUGUUAGAAGGCUAGCUGUGCUAGAAGGCUUGCCUUUUUAUUUUCACAAGACGUAGGAAUUGUAGAUACUCGCAGAGUAUACAGUUGAUGAUUUUAAGGUCAUUUGCUUUGUUCUUUUUUUUUUUUUUUUUUUACCGAAAUCCAAAAAAAAAAAAAAAUGCCUUAAUCGUACUGUUAUUAAAGAUAAAAACUCAAUAAAAAUGAAGAAAAAUGUUGAA